AUGGAUGUUGAUGAUCUAGAGAGGAAGCACUUUAUGAAGACACUAGCUGUCUUUAAAUACUAUCGAUCCUAUGCCCUGAAAAAGGUUUCAGAACAAACAGAAAUAUAUGAGAAACUUUCAGAAAGGCACAAGACCCUCAUCCCUGACUUUCCAGUUGCAUUGGAGAAAAUCAAAAAAUGUGUUGAGAAUAAUGCUUUCUUUAUUAGUCAAAUCCUUCGAAAUGCUAAGCCAGACAUAUUUGAAGGGGAUCAUUUUCUGACACAUCAAAACGAUGCAAUACAAAAUUUUGUCCAGAGUGAUGGUUCGAACUCUCGGUCUGAUUUUGCAAUAACGAGCUCUGAUUUGGACAAAAUUAACUCAGUUUUAAAACAGUUUGUUCGUGAUUGGUCCAAUGUUGGUGCCGAGGAAAGAAAGCAAUCCUACGAACCAGUUCUGGAUGAAAUCAAGAAGUUAUAUUGGUCAUCGGAUAGACAACUCUCGGACAUUCGAAUCCUUGUUCCUGGUGCGGGACUAGGUCGCCUUGCCUGGGAGUUGGCUAAUUGUGGAUUUUCCUGUCAGGGAAACGAGUGGAGUCUCUAUAUGCUUCUACCAGCCUACUUCAUUCUUAAUACCUGCAAAAAAGUGGGCGAGUACACGCUACACCCAUGGGUCACCCAGUUCUGCAAUAAUAUGACUCGUGAAAACCAGACGACUGCAGUCACCGUCCCCGACGUUUUGCCGACAGACAUUCCAGCGGGCGUGCAAUUUUCCAUGGUUGCCGGCGACUUUGUGGAAGUGUACUCGGAGCCUGGAUCAUGGGACUGUGUGGCGACCGUCUACUUUAUCGAUACAGCACACAACAUUCUAGACUAUUUGGACACGAUUUGGAAGAUACUUGUACCUGGCGGUUAUUGGAUUAAUUUUGGUCCCCUCCUCUACCACUUCGCGGAUGUUCCUGGGCAAGACUCAAUUGAACUUAGCUACGAGGAGUUAAGGAAAGCUAUUCAGCUCAUGGGUUUCCAGUUUGUGAAAGAGGAGGUAAAGAUACCCUCAACAUUUACGCAGGACCCAAACUCCAUGCUCCAUUAUCACUAUAAAUGCGUUCUCAAUGUCCUUCGGAAACCUCUUGAUGCAAAAAAAUAG
Hydatigera taeniaeformis is the source of this 1122-nucleotide messenger RNA. NCBI's taxonomy places the organism in Eukaryota, Metazoa, Platyhelminthes, Cestoda, Cyclophyllidea, Taeniidae. The record is from the annotation of a GenBank genome assembly.